Annulohypoxylon truncatum is the source of this 1461-nucleotide messenger RNA. RefSeq lists its product as uncharacterized. Gene Ontology annotation, molecular function: mRNA binding. The coding region runs from base 1 to 1461 and encodes 486 amino acids. The record is from RefSeq and is a predicted model, not a curated record. Gene Ontology annotation, cellular component: endoplasmic reticulum; ribonucleoprotein complex; nuclear outer membrane-endoplasmic reticulum membrane network. Gene Ontology annotation, biological process: intracellular mRNA localization. Lineage: Eukaryota; Fungi; Ascomycota; Sordariomycetes; Xylariales; Hypoxylaceae. The transcript has 3 exons.
AUGGCUGAAGUAGCUGACACCCCGGCUCCCGCACCGGCGGGUGAGAAGAAGAGGCCCGAGAAGCCCAAUGUCGAUCUCUUCAAUGAGCAAUUGGCUAAGGCUGAGAAGGAGUACCAGGAAUCGUUUGCCAAAUAUAAUGCUGUCAAGCAGAAGGUCGAGCUUGCUGUCCCGAGCAAGAACAAAGACACUCAGACACCUACCCAGAAGCGCCGUCAGGAACUUAUCGCCCAAGCCAAUGAGAUCCGUAACAAGCAGGGCGCCGGCAAAAAUGCUCGUAAUACCAAGAUGGACCAGAUCAAGCGCCUCGAUGAACAACUCCGCUCCCGAAUCGCCGAACAGAAGAAUGCCCGCGGCAAGGUUAAUUUCAAGAGCGUCGAAGAUGUGGACCGUGAGAUCGAUCACCUCGAAAAGCAGGUUAACGGCGGCUUGAUGAAGUUGGUCGAUGAGAAGAAGGCCCUUGCUGAGAUCUCUAAUCUCCGAAAGCAGCGCAAGAACUUCGCCCAGUUUGACACUUCGCAGAAGGGAAUCGACGAGUUGAAAGCCAAGAUCAAGGAGAUCAAGGACAGCAUGGAAGACCCCGAAGCCCGCGCGCUUAGCGAACAGUACACUAAGAUUCAGGCCGAGCUUGACAGCAUCAAGGCGGAGCAAGAUGAGGCAUUCAAGAACCUGAACGCCCUGCGCGAUGAGCGAAGCAAGUUGCAGGCCGAGCAACAGGAGAAAUUUCAGGCUGUACGGAAGAUCAAGGACGAGUACUAUGGUGCAAAGAAAGCGUUCGCCGAGUACGAACGUGAGGCACGUCAGCGACAGAGAGAGCGCCAGAAGGCGGAGCGCGACCGUAUCGAGAAGGAAAGGAAGAAGGAGCGCGCGCAAAAGUUGCUCCAGGAAGCUAGUGACCCAGCCUAUCUCGAAGAGAUCCGCAGGGCCAACAGCCUGCUCCACUUCUUUGACCCGUCGUCUACCUCCACCGAAAAGGCGCCUCUUGUGGCUGACAGCGGUCUGAGCGCUCAGGCUUCGCGAAAGGUCGACGAUUCUGGUCUGAAGGGCACUCGGUUGGUACGAAAGGAAGAUCGUGAGGAUGACUACCUGCCAGCUGUCAAGAAGGGUAAGAAGGGCAAGAAGGGUGGUGCUGCCGAGAAACAGGGUUUCAACUGCCCACCUUCGGUCAUCGAUGACUGUGGAUUCUUAGGGAUUGAUCCUCCCAUGGCCGCCUCUGAUGUCCCCGCUGCUAUCGAAAAGGUCAAGGCCAAGCUCGAAAACUGGAAGGCCGACCAGCAAGCUCAAACCCAGCGGAACAUCGACAAGGCCAAGAAGGAGAUUGAGAAGAUUGAGGCUGAGGAGGCAGCUGAAGCUUCCGGUACCGCAACGCCUAACGGCGUCAACGGGGACAAGAAGUCCGAUGACAAGGUGGCUGCCGUAGCCUCGGAGUUGAAGGAGGCAUCGCUUGAGGAGAAAUCGGCUUAG